Molecule: messenger RNA, 498 nt
Organism: Venustampulla echinocandica
Lineage: Eukaryota; Fungi; Ascomycota; Leotiomycetes; Helotiales; Pleuroascaceae
Exons: 2
Coding region: 1-498 (165 amino acids)
Source: RefSeq, a predicted model, not a curated record
AUGCAGAUGAGGAAUGUUAUAAUCCUGGCUCUUGCCUCCACCAUGGCUGCACAAAAUGGCAUCGGCGCAGGCAUCUCGGGCAUCUUAGGCAGUGUGACGGGGGGUAUAGGCAGUGCUAUUGAUAGUGCUACAGGAGGGGUAGGCAGUGCCAUAGGUAGUGCUACAGGAGGCGCAGGCAGUGCCAUAAACAGUGCGACAGGAGGUUCAGCGAGUGCGACAGGAACUAGCGAAUCCUCCAGCGAGACCACCUCUGGAGCGGAAUCUGGGGCCAGUGGUUCUAGCAGCGGCAGCAACGGCGCUGGGGGAGUUGGAGGAAUUGGCGGCGCCACAGCCACCUCAUCUCAUAUGUCUCCUACUUCGGGCUCUUCGAGCAGCGGCGGUUCGUCAACUUCUACCGGCUCUUCUAGUACCAGUAAAGCUGGUGCUGCUUACCAAACUGCUGCUGUUGGUGCCGCUGCUCUUUUUGGCGGAGCUGCUAUCGCUGCUAUCAACUUAUAA